Molecule: messenger RNA, 336 nt
Organism: Neohortaea acidophila
Lineage: Eukaryota; Fungi; Ascomycota; Dothideomycetes; Mycosphaerellales; Teratosphaeriaceae
Exons: 1
Source: RefSeq, a predicted model, not a curated record
GACUCAGCCACCACAGUGGCGAUGAAACUGGCGGCACCAAUGAGCUCCCCAAUGGCAAGAUCAGGACUGUUCGAUCUCAUGGCAGCCCAUGUUGAGAAGAUAUCUGGGCCUCCAUUCCCUAGGGCGAGAAGAGUGACGCCGGCGAAACUAUCACUCAUUCCCAUAAAGCGUGCUCCCGCACUCAAGUUGACUGAGAAAAAGUCUCCCGCACAUAUGCCCAUGGUUAGGAACAGCAGGGCCAUCCAGAGGAGAACAACAAGCCAUGCCCUAGCACCUGCAUCCGACGUGCAGUAUAAAAGGCGAAGAUAUGGGAUUCGACCAUCAUCCUCCUCUUGA